AUUCGAUUCGCAGCAUUUGGAGCGUUUUUAUAUAAGACGGGCAAUCUUGGUCGAAAUCAACAACUGUUCUUAAAAUCAUUAAUUUAUUGGGUUUUACAAUAAAUAUAAACUAUAAGAAUGGGAUUUUUAACAGUUUUAAAGAAAAUGAGACAAAAGGAAAAAGAAAUGCGUAUAUUACUGCUAGGUUUGGAUAAUGCCGGCAAGACUACCAUAUUGAAACGUUUCAAUGGAGAACCCAUUGAUACAAUUUCACCAACAUUGGGAUUUAAUAUAAAAACCUUGGAGCAUAAUGGAUACACUUUAAAUAUGUGGGAUGUUGGUGGCCAGAAAUCAUUGCGUUCAUAUUGGCGUAAUUACUUCGAAUGUACUGAUGGCUUGGUGUGGGUCGUUGACAGCGCAGAUAGAAUGCGUUUGGAGACAUGCAAGCAGGAAUUAGAAAUUUUACUACAAGAAGAAAGACUGGCGGGGGCUACCUUAUUGGUAUUGGCCAACAAGCAAGAUUUACCAGGCGCAUUAACAGCAAAUGAAAUUAAAGAGGCCUUGCAAUUGGAUAACAUUACCACACAUCAUUGGUUGGUUGUUGGAGUAAGUGCUGUAACGGGCGAAAAGCUAUUGAAUGCCGUUGACUGGUUAAUUGAUGAUAUAGCAAAACGAAUUUUCACUCUAGACUGAAGACUUGUAUUAUUAACCAAAUCUAUGCUACUACUAGUGUAUUUGUUUCAAACAUUUCCAUUUUAAAAUCUCAAUUUCGUACAAUUAUCAAAUAAUAUUAGUUUUUAUUUAUCUACCAAAUACAUUGUAUAAAGGCGUUUCCAAUCUUCUCGAUCAAA
Musca domestica (house fly) is the source of this 830-nucleotide messenger RNA. RefSeq names its product ADP-ribosylation factor-like protein 2 (gene Arl2). Gene Ontology annotation, cellular component: microtubule cytoskeleton; cytoplasm. Gene Ontology annotation, biological process: protein folding. Lineage: Eukaryota; Metazoa; Arthropoda; Insecta; Diptera; Muscidae. The transcript has 3 exons. Gene Ontology annotation, molecular function: GTP binding; GTPase activity. The coding region runs from base 118 to 672 and encodes 184 amino acids. The record is from RefSeq and is a predicted model, not a curated record.